Botrytis cinerea B05.10 is the source of this 1805-nucleotide messenger RNA. RefSeq lists its product as hypothetical. Bases 357 to 1571 code for a protein of 404 amino acids. The transcript is spliced from 4 exons. Gene Ontology annotation, molecular function: glycosyltransferase activity. NCBI's taxonomy places the organism in Eukaryota, Fungi, Ascomycota, Leotiomycetes, Helotiales, Sclerotiniaceae. The record is from RefSeq and is a predicted model, not a curated record.
GGCCGUUUCAUUAUCAUCAUCAAUUCUCUUCUGGUAUCUUGAGGUCUGCUGAUCUCUUUGUUGCAUUUUAUCGGGUGCAUAUCUGGGCAUUCCUGUUAUCGAUCGCUCUUUACAUUGUGCUUUGGUGGCUUGCUCUUUCGGCUUUCGGAAUUCACGCUUUGUCAAAGUUUGUGAUCCCGUGAGAAUUGGAUCUUUUGGAUAUCUAGAUUUUUUUUAGAUUGCGUUUUCAUUGACAUCGUUUUGAUUUAGUCUCACGGAUCUCCCGUUUUUCAUAUAUAUAUAUAUCACGUGAUACAAAUUUCUCCAUCUUGGCUAUAUUCUACACCUGCUUGGAACCUUCCCGGGCUUAAUCAAGCAUGUCUCAUCAGGUAUCACGCGAUCUUCCAGACUUCCUGCAAAAUUCGCCUUACCUCCCAAUCUUAAAUUUUGAUAUCGACGAACCACCCCCUCCUAAAGCGGCUAGACCAAGUAUCGCGCAAAUACUCCGGUCAAGACCUGUACGAACAGCUAUACCCAUCGUUAUCUGUGGACUCAUCAUACUAUUAUUACUACCUCAUGGAACACGCAAAGCAAAAGAAUUGCAUCUACAGUAUAAAACUCCUGCGUGUUUGAAACAGGCUCCUGUUGUUGUGGAGCCCCUGACGGGUAACGAGACAGCAAUUGAGUGGGAUAAAUACGCAUACAUUACAUAUGCAACCUCGAAAGAUCAUUUGUGUAAUGCGUUGAUGAUGUUUGAGUCAUUGAACACGCUACGGAGCAAAGCUAAAAGAGUAUUGAUAUAUCCUCAACUAUGGAAAGAUGAGUGGGUUGAGGAUGUCAACGGGAAAGGUAUGGAGAUUAUUACUCAGAUGCUGAUCCAGGCGAGAGAUGAUUACAAAGUGGAAUUGAGGAAUGUGGAGAUUUUGAAGCAUAGACAUAGUCUAGAAGACGAAUGGGCGGAGAGUUACACCAAACUUCUAGCUUUCAAUCAGACGUCCUACGAGAGACUUCUCGUUCUAGAUUCCGAUUCCAUUGUUCUGAAAUCCAUGGAUGAAUUAUUCCUUGCUCCAAUGUCAAACUCAACACAACUCCUCGCACCACGAGCAUACUGGCUCGAUGCCGGAGGAGUCCCUCAAUUAGCAUCCCACAUAAUGCUCAUCAAACCAUCCACAACAGAAUUCGAGCGGCUUAAAAGCGAGGUCCGAAAAGCUGAAGUGGGUAUCUACGACAUGGAUAUCAUUAAUUCCGUCCUCACUAAACAAAAAGACUCCUGUGGUUUAAUAGACCAUCAAAUAUAUUCGCUUCUCACAGGAGAAUUCAGAAGACCCGUCACUAAACAUAAGGGUUUCUGGGGAAAAGGACACGAAAAUGAUAUAUGGGAUCCAGUGCAAGUAUUCCGCAAAUCAAAAUUUGUACAUUUCAGCGAUUGGCCUUUGAGAAAACCGUGGCAAUUGGAAGAUUUGGGGUGGAUCGGAAAGGGGCCAACGUGUGUUCCAGUGCCGGAAGGUGAUGAUUGUAGGGCAAGAGAUAUUUGGGAGGGAUUGUAUGAAGAUUUUAGGGAGAGGAGAGUGGGAAUUUGCGGAUUGGAUUAAUUGGGAUUGGGUAUUUGAUUUGCUAACUAGUUGUGUGUAAAAAAUUUGGAUAGAGAAUUAUAGAUUGAAUGGCGUUUGAUGAGCAUUAUCUAAUUUGGAUAUAGAGUCAUGUACGGGAAUUAAGUUUCGUUUCACUUGUCUGCAACAAUUUCCGCGCUCUUUGAAUGUGUCUCAUUACUUGAAUGUCGUAGUAGAGAUUUAAGGGGUUCGAAUCUAUAGACAAUUGUUUAGGUA